GACCUUUUCCUAGUUUGGCCUCGUUUCCAGCUCAGAGUUGACGAAACUAAAGCAUCAUUUGCUUCAAGAGUUGGAUGAAUUCGGCUAUUUUAGAGGAAGAAACCUUCUUUUUUUUUUGAAUCGAGAGAUAAAAAAAUAUAGCAGUCUCAAAUGAUUGAAGGAUAUGGUCAAUGAUGGUGAUUCUCUGCUAAAGCCGGGGAAUAGUAAGCAGAGUUUUGAUUCAUACCAAUUGCCUCCGGUUCAUCGAAGUGGAAAGAGUGCCAUGGAGACUGAAGGGAGACAAUUCUCUGAUUUUUACAGAAACUCAAGCGAGGAGAUGUUUAUUAAAUCAUUAAUGGAGACUUCAAUGGGGAUGCCGGUACCAACUAUGGAGAUGUUGGGGUUCAAGAAUCUUUCCCAGAAUUUUCGUGCCGAUAGUGAGGAGCUUUUCAGAAGCUGGCUCACCAAUGGAGAGAACCAGGGUCACAAUUCUUCGAAUAUUGCACAUCGGACUCGACAAACAUCCCGGAGAUUAUCGACCGAGAUGGCCGGUUUGUUCGGUCAGCAGCAGCCCAGCACUUCGGUUCAAAAGAAGAAGAGCAGUGAUGUGUUACUUUUGCAGAAUAAUCCCAUCGGGGGAGAAACUUCAGGGGAAUUCAAUCAAAUUUCUUUGAGAACUGCAGCGGAAAGGGGAUUUCAGGCUAGUAAUUUGUAUUUAGCCAAGGCUUGGUUUCAUAGUUCACAGCCCAUGACCAGAAGUAGAUCUUCUGAAUUAAGGAAGAGAUAUUCCGCCAUGCAAAAUGCUCAAACAUCGAUCGGUAUGGAGGCCGGACUCAAUGUUUAUGGAAAUGGUGUCGGUCAAAUGAAAGCAGAGUUAUCUGAUCCAAAUGGUUUCAAUGACAUUCCCAUGUCUGGGAUUCCUAAUCAGCUGGGAACAUUCAUGUCGCUGUCGAAUUCGUCCUCGUCUGCAUUCGAUGCACUCCAAACCGGAAAUGCAGAUAAAGUUUCUUCUGUUGUGAGCAUGCUAAAGGGUACGCUAGAACGUAAAAAGCUCAGCAACCAAAUUGACAAAGAAGCUGUCCAAGAUAGUUCUAGUGUGCCUAAUGGCACCUUCAACCAAGGGCAAGAGAAUCAUUUUCAUGAAAUCCCGGCUGUUUUCGGGGAUGUACCCCUAACGAAUGGGGUUCUACAAGCUGUUCAGGGGCCUAUGGAUCUCGACUUGGAAGGUUUCGCAAAUCCCACAAAUGCAAUUCCGACAAGCACAGUUUCGCGAGAAGCUUCUCAAAGUGAAUCCUCGGCUGCUGCACCGGUCAUUUCAUUCGGCUUCGAUGCAUGUGAUGGACCAAGCAAUUCAAGUCAAGCCUUGAGCGUAUGUGAAAGUUCAAAGAAACAAGUAGGAAAAAAUUGGAACACAGAGAAUGGCUCUAAAUCUAAAGAUUUCAGAGAAAUUAUAAUUGACAACUUGAAAGAUGACCGGAAGAGGGGAGGCCUUGUUCGAUAUGGAUCGGUAACAUCGGCAGAUUCAGUGGACAAGGCGGACCCGACGAAGAAACGAAGAGUGGAACGGUCGAGAAAGAUGGCAGAGGCUAAAGAAAGGAAUUCAACCCCACCAAUCCCAUCUGAUAUGCAAGCAGUGUUAAAGCGUUGUGAGACUCUUGAGAAGGAAGUGCGUUCACUCAAGCUUAAUCUGUCUUUCAUGAACAGAAAGGAUUCGGAACAAACGAAGCAGAUUGAAGAACUACAGAAGCAAAAUGAGGAGUUGUCGUACGAGAAAGAACGACUCUUGGAAGAGAUUGAAAGGAUCGUUUCGGAUUCGGACAACAUGUAAACUAUAUAUACUUCA
Molecule: messenger RNA, 1822 nt
Organism: Hibiscus syriacus
Lineage: Eukaryota; Viridiplantae; Streptophyta; Magnoliopsida; Malvales; Malvaceae
Product: protein CYCLOPS-like
Exons: 11
Coding region: 164-1807 (547 amino acids)
Biological process (GO): arbuscular mycorrhizal association
Cellular component (GO): nucleus
Molecular function (GO): sequence-specific DNA binding
Source: RefSeq, a predicted model, not a curated record